Archocentrus centrarchus (flier cichlid) is the source of this 1907-nucleotide messenger RNA. It is a transcript of the gene cd36, whose product is annotated as CD36 molecule (CD36 blood group). The transcript has 12 exons. Gene Ontology annotation, cellular component: cell surface; caveola; cytoplasm. NCBI's taxonomy places the organism in Eukaryota, Metazoa, Chordata, Actinopteri, Cichliformes, Cichlidae. Gene Ontology annotation, molecular function: low-density lipoprotein particle receptor activity; low-density lipoprotein particle binding; scavenger receptor activity. The record is from RefSeq and is a predicted model, not a curated record. Gene Ontology annotation, biological process: receptor-mediated endocytosis; lipoprotein transport; lipid storage. The coding region runs from base 115 to 1521 and encodes 468 amino acids.
CAAGCUACACAUACUAGCACACACCACAAACACAGAGACAGAAGGAGAACAAGCAGCCAGGCAGCCAGGCAGACGGACGGAUGUACGCUUGGAAGGAGGGAAACACACACCACCAUGGGCUGCUGUAACAGAAGGUGCGGGCUUUUAGCCGGAGCUGUGUUUGGGGCGGUGGUAGCCGUCCUGGGAGGCAUCCUUAUCCCAGUGGGGGACAUGAUCAUUGAAAACACAGUCAAGAAGGAAGCCGUCAUCGAGCCUGGGACGACAGCUUAUGACAACUGGGUAGCUACAGGGGCAGCAGUGUACAGGCAGUUCUGGUUCUUUGACGUGAAAAACCCACAGCAGGUUGUGGAGGCUGGUGCACCUCCGGAAGUACAGGAAAGAGGACCUUACACAUAUAAGACAAGAUUUCUUCCCAAAGCGAACAUCUCAAUCAACACCAAUAAUACUGCCUCCUUCCUGCUGCCCAUGGGUGCCAUCUUCGAACCAUCCAUGUCUGUGGGACCAGAGGAAGAUGAAGUCACCUCUCUGAACCUGGCAGUCGCUGGGGCUUAUUCGCUGGUUCCCCCAACGAUGCAUAUCGCUCUAGAAGUUCUGAUAAAGGCAACAAAUUCCUCCUUGUUCCAGAAACGUGCAGUCAAGGAGUUGUUGUGGGGUUAUGAUGACCCAAUACUGAAAGACACCAUCGGCCUAUUUUCACCUUACAAUGAUACCUAUGAUGGCUACUACAAUGUUUUCAAUGGAAAAGACGACAUUUCAAAAGUGGGAAUAAUUGACAGAUGGAGAGGAGAGAAGAAAUUAAGUUUUUGGAAUGAUGAAUAUUGUGACAUGAUCAAUGGGACAGAUGCUUCCUCCUUCCCUCCCUUUUUGGACAAGAAGAUACCCCUCUUUUUCUUUUCAUCAGACAUCUGCAGGUCUGUGUCAGCCAGCUAUGAGGCAACUCUAAAUCUUAAAGGUAUCGAAGUUUACCGCUACGGCCUCCUACCAUCCACCCUGGCCUCUCCUGUGGACAACCCAGACAACAAAUGUUUCUGCAGAAAUCACAAAACCACUAAAAACUGCACUCUGGCUGGAGUGCUGGACAUCAGUUCCUGUUCAGAUGGUAGACCUGUCUACAUCUCUCUGCCUCACUUCCUUAAUGGCAGUGCAUCUCUUCGGGAGGACGUGUUGGGUCUAAACCCAAACGAAGAGCACCAUAAAACUUUCCUGGAAGUGGAACCUACUACUGGUUUUACCCUGAAUUUUGCCAAGAGAAUUCAAGUGAAUAUGAUGUAUGGGCCAUCAAAAGUCAUCACGGUGCUAAAGAAAGUGAAAAAUUACACCUUAUUCCCCCUUGCUUGGCUGAAUGAGACUGCGAUGCUGGAUGACGAAACAGCGGACAUGUUUAAGAGGGAGCUUACCUCCCGUAUCCAGAUGUUGGAGAUAAUACAACAAGUACUGCUUAUUGCAGGUGUGAUCAUCUUUGUCUUGUGUUUAAUCUCUUACGUCUGUGUGAGGAGGAAAGAUAAAGCCAUCCAUGCGUGAAUGAAUCAUUCAUGCAUUCAGCUGUUUGUCAUAAAUAAGAGCACAGUGCAUUGAAGCUGCUACAGAACAUCAAACUUUUUGAUAUAGACUCGCACUUUUGGAGGUUUUUUUUUUUUUGUUAUCCUGAAUAUUAUAACUCCUGUGAUAACCUGGAAGAGUGCUGUGAUUUUGUAAAGCUGUAAAGAAUUCCUUUGGCAAUUAUCAGUUUAAUCGCAAACACUGUAAUAUUAACUAUCAGGGAUUUCUAGAGGUAAAGGUAGUGGAAACUACUCUUAACUGUCAGGUAAUCCAGGAGAUCUCUGAGAAGGGAGACAUGGAUUAGUUUGACAUCCUGUGAAAGAAAUGUAUAUGAACUGAAAUAUUGUGCGAAUGUAUGCUUUGCUGAA